AUGGACAACAGAUGGUGGACAAAGGAUACUGUAGCAGUGGUGACAGGAGGCAAGAGGGGCAUUGGAUAUGCAAUCGUUCGCAGAUUGGCAGCGAAUGGUAUUCGUGUAAUUUCAACGGAUCCAGAUUUACAAAUGGGCAGAGCUGCUCUCAAAACUCUCCACAAUGCUGGCUUUGAUAAUGCCGUCUUUUAUCAGCUGGAUGUGAAGGAUGAUAAGGGCAUCCAUGUGUUUGCCAAAUGGAUGAAGCAGCAAUAUGGAAAACUUGAUAUUCUGGUUAAUAAUGCAGGGAUAAUGGGAAUUUCAAUAGAUUAUGACAUUUUAAAGGCCAAGCAAGCAGAUCCAAGACUGAUAUUCUCUGGAAAAACAGUGGAAGGUAUUCGUGAGAACUAUGAAAUGGCGAAGGAAUGCAUUGACAUUAACUAUUAUGGCACUAAACGAAUGGUCAAAGCGCUUCUUCCUCUUAUGAAGAAUGCUAAUGAUGGUGGAGGUCGCAUUGUGAAUGUUUCUUCUCGUGCUGGAGUCCUGGAGUUUCUCCAAAAUGAAGCUUUGAGGCAGCAGUUGAAUGACCUGGACAAUUUGAACGAAGUUAAAAUAGACACAUUUCUUGAAAGUUUCCUGAAAGAUUUUCAAGAGGGGUUAUUGAAGAGCAAUGGGUGGCCCGUUCAAUUUUCAUCUUACUAUGCUUCCAAGGCUGCUGUAAGUGCUUACACACGAGUAGUUGCACGUCAAAAUCCAGACAUGUAUGUGAACUGUGUGCAUCCAGGAUAUGUGAAGAGUGAAAUGAAUUUCAAUACAGGACAUCUAUCAUAUGAUGAAGGUGCAGAGGGUCCUGUCAUGCUAGCCCUUCUUCCUCCUGGUUCACCUUCUGGCCAAUAUUACAACAGAAAGGAAAUAGCUAGCUUUUAUUUCUUAGAAAAAUGA
Messenger RNA from Cryptomeria japonica (Japanese cedar), 921 nucleotides. RefSeq names its product (+)-neomenthol dehydrogenase-like. The transcript is spliced from 5 exons. Bases 1 to 921 code for a protein of 306 amino acids. The record is from RefSeq and is a predicted model, not a curated record. Gene Ontology annotation, cellular component: membrane. NCBI's taxonomy places the organism in Eukaryota, Viridiplantae, Streptophyta, Pinopsida, Cupressales, Cupressaceae.